AUGCUCCUGGUGGAUGUCCUCCUCAGUGUGACCGCCCUGACAUCGCUUGCCGUCCCAAUCGCCUACGUCAAGGGACAAUGGCUCGCGAGCAGUCGAGGGUUCUCACUCGGCGGGCAGGGCACAGACGCCGCACGAGAAAGGAAGGGUGCAGGAGAGGAUGGCCGACGCAAGGCCAAGAAGAACCCAGACCAGGCGCGAAGAGCCGCGACGACCACUGGCUCCGGCCUCUCCAAGUCGGCGCCGCUGCGCGGAGGAGGUGGCGGGCCGUCGGCAACCGCCACGCUGAGGCACUCGCUCGCGCCCGGCGGCAAGGGCACGAUGGCUGACGAGCUCGACAUGUCGGACCUGAACUCCAGCAUUGAGAUCGAUGCCGGCCACGCUGAUCGCUCACUCGACGCGUCCGACUCGUUCGAGCUGGAGGAGCUCGGCCGCGGCUCGGCCGCCCCUGCCUCCUCCUCUUCGAAGGCGGCCUCCAAGACGCGUGCACCGGCGCUGGCCGCCACGGCGCGCGCGCCGCCCGAGAAGGAGGAGCUCGAGUACUCGAUGUCCUUCGAGGCCGACGCCCUCCCGCCGACUGCGCCGCAAGAGCCGACGGCGCUCACGCCGGCGCUGUCCGUCCCUGUCGCGCAGCCGGGCGCUACUCCGCCGGCCGCUCCGCAAGCUGCUCCGCCGGGGCCGGUCGCAGCCCCGUCGCGCGUCAACCUCUCCAACAUCAAGCCGCUCGCGGCGGACGCGCGCGAGGCGCUCGACCGACUCCGCUCGCUGACGCGCGAGGGCCCGUCCGGCGGCGCGCACGUGGCGCACGAGAUCGAGGUGCAGCAGCUGCACGCGCGCCUCGCCGGCGCGCUAAGCGCGGACGAGCUGGCUACGAUGGCUCGCUCUGGCCCGCUGGUCGCUCAGACAGACCUGAGACGUUGCAUUUAG
Molecule: messenger RNA, 924 nt
Organism: Emiliania huxleyi CCMP1516
Lineage: Eukaryota; Haptophyta; Isochrysidales; Noelaerhabdaceae
Exons: 4
Coding region: 1-924 (307 amino acids)
Source: RefSeq, a predicted model, not a curated record